CGCUCUAAAAUUAGCCGGCCGGCUCCCUUAUCGCCCAGCCGUGUCAUCAGAGGGUAUUUUGGGGCUGGCAGCUGUGGGCACCCGGGACUCUCCACCCCCAGAAGGGGCCCCGCAAGGGCCCGCUGGACGGCGGGGGCGAACCGUGGCCCGGGAGGCCGAGGUCCACCUCCGGCUGUGCCCGGCAGACACAGGGCCCCGUCCACCCCCCGGGAGCCGGGUGCCAGCCCGGGGCUCCAGACGAGGAGAGAGGCUCUUGGGCUGCGGAUGAGGAUGGAGGGGCUGAGAGGGGCCCCCCGCUUCCUGAGCUUCCCCAAGCCGGUCCAGGUGGAGGACGGGGCCGACGCCAUCCUGCAGUGCCGCCUGGCGGGGUCCCCGCCCCCCACCGUCACCUGGGAGAAGGACGGGAGGCCGCUGGAGGCCUCGGAGCGGCUGUGGCCCCGGGCCGCGGGGGCCCAGUGCGGCCUGCUGGUGCGGGGGGCCCGGCCCGGAGACGCCGGCCUCUACGUCUGCCGGGCCCGCAACCCCACCGGAGAGGCCUUCGCCGCCGCCUCCCUCUCUGUCCGGGAUCCUGGGACCGAGGGCCCCGCUCCUUCCCGGGAUCCCUCGCUCACGGCCCCUAACCCGUCCCAGAACCCCUCGCUCACAGCCCCCGGUCCUUCCCAGACCCCCUCGCCCGAGGCUUCUGCUCCCUCCCAAGUUGCCUCGUUCCCAACCUCUGGUCUGCCCCAGGACCCCUCGCUCGUGGCCCCGGGUCCCUCUCUUGAUCCCUUGCUCCCAGCCCCCUGUCUCCCCCAGGACCCCUCACUCAUGACCCCUAACCCCCGCCGGGGACCCUCAGACACAUCCGGGCCGCCGGACAGGGUGGAAGCCCUCCCCCAUCCCCUUCCUCUCCCUCAGAAGCCCUCCGCCCAGCCACCCGCCCUCCCCCCUCCCCCAGGCCCGAGCCCCCCCACCUUCCUCCGGGCCCCCCGUUCCCAGAGCGUGAUGCGGGGUGCGGAGGUGGUCCUGUCCUGUCAGGUGCGGGGGCCGCCGGGGGUCCGGCUCCACUGGGAGAAGGAUGGGCAGCCCCUGGGCCACGUGUGGGAGAGCAGCCACUUCACCCUGACCCAACAGCCGGACGGCUCCCACGCCCUGAGGAUCCGGGCGGCCCGGAUCCCCGACGCCGGGGUCUACGUCUGCCGGGCCCGGGACCCCCGGGGGGAGGCGGUGGCCGCGGCCCUGCUCCUGGUGGAGCCCCCCGAGGAGGAGGCCUCCCCUCUGCCCCCUCCCAGGCGAAGGCGGAAACCUGGAGGGGCCCAGACGGGGGGUCGACAGGAACCCAAGAAUUUCUGGGUGAGCGAGGGGAAACACGCCAAAUUCCGCUGCUACGUGACGGGGAAGCCGGCCCCCGAGACCGUGUGGCACCGGGACGGCCGGGCCUUGGCCCCGGGUCGCCGCCAUCUUCUCUACCGGGCCCGGGAUGGGGGCUUCGUCCUCAAGGUCCUGUACUGCCAGCCGGACGACCGGGGCCUCUACGUCUGCUCCGCCCACAGCGACGCCGGAACGACCCUCAGCGCCGUCCAGUUGAACAUCAAAGAGCCCCGAGUGCGGUUCGCGGUGCCGUUGGAAGACGUGGAGGGGGACGAGCACGGGAGCGCGGUGCUGGAGUGCCAGGUGCCGGCCCCGGGCGAGCCCACGGCCUGGUACCGGGAGGAACGGAGGCUGCAGCCCGGUGCCAAGUACGAGCUGGGCGAGGCGGGCGCCGUGAGGCGCUUGGUCAUCCACGACCUGCAGCCCGACGACGACGGCAUCUACCUGUGUGAGAUGCGGGGCCGCGUCCGCACCGUGGCCGCCGUGACCGUCAAGGGAACAAUCUUGCAGCGGCUGCCCCGGAAGCUCGAGGCGUUGGAGGGGGAGCACGUCGUGUUCUCGGUGAAGACGCGGGAGGCCGAGGCGGGCGGGCUCUGGAGCCGGGACGGGCAGGAGCUGCCCGCCUCCCCCCGCGUCCUGCAGACCCGCUUCGGUCGCACCCACUCCCUGGUGCUGGUCGGGGUCACCGUCCGAGAUGCGGGCACCGUCACCUUCAGCCUGGGCGCGUCCCACACCUCUGCCCAGCUCAGGGUCACACGCGUCCAGCGAGCCCCGCCGGGGUCCCCGCUCUCGGCCGAGCUGAACGCGGGGUCGGGGAACGCAGCCCUGCUGAGCUGGAGGCCCCCAGUGCCCACCCCCGACCCUCCCUGCACCUACCUGCUGGAGUGGCAGGAAGUGGGGACGGAGGCCUGGGUCCCGUGUCUGAAGACGGAGGCGGCCGGAGCGGUGGAGGUGGCCGGAGACGGCGUCCCCCGCGAAGGCCACUACAGCUUCCGCCUCUGGGCGGUCAGCGAGCUCGGACGGAGUCCCCCCGUCGUCUUCCCGGGCUCCGUGCACCUGGCGCCCACCGUACGGGUGCACGGAGGCCUGGAGGAUGUGCGGGUGCCCGCCGGCCACGACGCCGUCUUCUCCCUCAAGCUCUCGGCCUCGGUCUCGGGCGCCUGGUUCCUCGAUGGGGUGAAGGUGGAGGCCGACGGGGAAGGGCCCCAUCGGGGGGCCGACGUCCGGGCCGGGGGGCCGGACCCCAGCCUCACCCUCCGCGCCGUCCGGCCUCGGGACGACGGGACGCGGGUGGAGUUCGUCCGCCCGGGGAUGCGCCACUCCGCCACCCUCCGCGUGCAAGAGCCCCCCGUGAGGGUGGUCCGGCCCCUGGACGAGGUGACGGUGGAGGCCCAGAGCUCGGAGCGGGUGGAGCUGACGUGUGAGCUGUCCCGGCCGGGGGUCCCCGUGCGCUGGUACCGUGACGGCGUGGAGGUGGAGGAGAGCGAGACCCUGCAGCUGGAGAGCCGGGGACCCCGCCACCGCCUGCUGCUGCCCGCCGUCCGGCCCCAGGACGCGGGGACGUUCGUGUGCGACACGGGAGACGACUCCGCCGCCUUCUCCGUCGUCGUCUCAGAGCCCCCCGUGAGGGUGGUCCAGCCCCUGGACGAGGUGACGGUGGAGGCCCAGAGCUCGGAGCGGGUGGUGCUGACGUGUGAACUGUCCCGGCCGGGGGUCCCCGUGCGCUGGUACCGUGACGGGCUGGAGGUGGAGGAGAGCGAGAACCUGCAGCUGGAGAGCCGGGGACCCCUCCACCGCCUGCUGCUGCCCGCCGUCCGGCCCCAGGACGCCGGGGAGUUCGUGUGCGACGCGGGAGACGACUCGGCCUUCUUCUCCGUCGUCGUCUCAGAGCCCCCCGUGAGGGUGGUCCGGCCCCUGGACGAGGUGACGGUGGAGGCCCAGAGCUCGGAGCGGGUGGAGCUGACGUGUGAACUGUCCCGGCCGGGGGUCCCCGUGCGCUGGUGCCGUGACGGCGUGGAGGUGGAGGAGAGCGAGACCCUGCAGCUGGAGAGCCGGGGACCCCGCCACCGCCUGCUGCUGCCCGCCGUCCGGCCCCAGGACGCGGGGACGUUCGUGUGCGACGCGGGAGACGACUCCGCCGCCUUCUCCGUCGUCGUCUCAGAGCCCCCCGUGAGGGUGGUCCAGCCCCGGGAGGAGGGGACGGUGGAGGCCCAGAGCUCGGAGCGGUCGGUGGGGCUGGAGGUGGAGGACAGGGAGACCCUGCAGCUGGAGAACCGGGGUCCCCGCCACCCCCCGCUGCUGCCCACCGCCCAGCCCCAGGACGCGGGGGACUUGGUGCGGGACGCGGCAGACGACUCCGUCGCCUUCUCUGCCAUCGUCUCAGAGGCUCCAGGGACCGUAGCCGGCGGCCCGCGGGACCCGCAGGGGACGGAGGGGGACCCGGCCACCUUCGACGACGACUCGUCCCGGGCCCGGGCUGAGCUCACCUGGCACGAGGUCCGGGACCGCAGCCCCCCCGGGACGGCGGGGAAGGACAGCAGCGCCGUGGCCAACGACGAAGCCAGGGGGGCCCGGGUCACCGUCCGAGACGGCAGCCCUGCGCCCGCGCUGUGGGGGCUAAAGCCGGUGUGGGCCCGCGAGGGAGACACCGCCACCUUCCACUGCUCCGUGGCCGAGGACCGGAGCCGGAGCGGGAGCGGGAGCGGGAACGGGAGCGGGAGCGGGGAGCCGCGCGCCAACGCCUGCUGGCGGAGACGGGGGCUCGUCCUGCGGCCCGGACCCACAGUGCGCCUGCGCCAAGAAGGGAACAGACACUUUCUGAUCCUGAGCGAGCUGUGCACCGAGGAUGCCGGGGAAAUCAGCUUCCAGGCUGGGAACGCACGGGCCGUAACGCAGCUGGAGGUGGAGGCCCUGCCGGUCCUCCUGGUGCGGCGGCCUCCGCGGGAGAAGACGGUGCUGGCCGGCCGGCGGGCCGUGCUGGAGGUGGGCCUGUCUCGGGCCGGGGGCCGCGUCAGCUGGACCAGGGACGGGGCCGAGCUGCGGCCGGGAGACAAGUACGAGCUGCGCCGGCGAGGGGCGGCCCACAGCCUGGUCAUCCGCGACGUCCGGCCCUCCGACCGGGGCGUCUACCGCUGCCGGGCCGGGCGGGACGUCGCCCAGACGGUCCUGCUGGUGGAGGGAGGGAGCUAAGAUCCGCUGAGCCUGGCCGGACCGGACCCCAGCCGGACCCCAGCCGGACCCCCGCGGGGCUGAAGGAGGCCGGACGGAGGGAAGACAGCGGUGGGGGAGGGAGAGGGUGGGGAAUAAACGGCUCGGA
Molecule: messenger RNA, 4666 nt
Organism: Ornithorhynchus anatinus (platypus)
Lineage: Eukaryota; Metazoa; Chordata; Mammalia; Monotremata; Ornithorhynchidae
Gene: OBSL1
Product: obscurin like cytoskeletal adaptor 1
Exons: 16
Coding region: 265-4539 (1424 amino acids)
Molecular function (GO): protein binding
Source: RefSeq, a predicted model, not a curated record